Daphnia pulex (common water flea) is the source of this 481-nucleotide messenger RNA. Its product is annotated as acylphosphatase-1-like. The record is from RefSeq and is a predicted model, not a curated record. The transcript is spliced from 3 exons. NCBI's taxonomy places the organism in Eukaryota, Metazoa, Arthropoda, Branchiopoda, Diplostraca, Daphniidae. The coding region runs from base 106 to 414 and encodes 102 amino acids. Gene Ontology annotation, molecular function: acylphosphatase activity.
UUUUCCCGCCGUCGUCGUCGUCAAGGCUUGUUUACAGUCACCUAGCGGUCGUUAGGAAGACGACGUAGUCUAGUGAAAAUCCGGGAGCAAAACAAAGCAUUUCACAUGGCAGAAAUUCGAUCCCCCGUUUCAUUAGUUUCAGUCGAGUUUGAAAUUUUUGGAAAAGUCCAGGGUGUUUUCUUCCGGAAAUGCACUCGAGAUCAAGGUAGCAAACUAGGACUGAAAGGAUGGUGUCGAAACACGGAAUCUGGAACAGUUGAAGGAGUCUUAGAAGGAACUCCCGAUCAAGUUAACAUGAUGAAAGAGUGGUUGAGAUACAAGGGGAGUCCUCAGUCGCGUAUUGAUAAAGCGGAAUUUCGCAACGAAAAAGUCAUUGAAAGCCUGUCAUUUACUGCAUUUGGUGUUAAAAAAUGAUUCGGCGUUUGACCGUGUAAUUUAUUUCAAAUGUCAAAAAUACAUCGUUUUUGUUAAUGGUGGUAAA